GCCCCAAUCUUCUUUACUGUGUUGUUAAACUGGUCGUGCCACAAAACAUGGCUUUCGUACAAUGGGGCGCACAUAUUUUCUUUACCGCGUUGAACUGGUUGUGCCAUAAAAAAAAUCAUUUUUACCUAUGUGCGGGAUCUACGAAGUUAGUCCAAAAUAUUUUAUAAACACAGCAUUAUUGGUCAAAAACAUCAACUAAACAAUCGCUCUAAUGCCGACGCAGUUUUCUGGGGGUUUGGUUAUCUGCAUCGAACAAAUUGUACGCGUAAUUAGACAAACAACGUAUCAGUUGAACGUUUUAAAGUUUUACAAUAGCGACGCCUAUCGCAUCUGGAGUGUCGUGUCUUUUGCAAUAGACCUUUCACCAAACAAAGGUUAAAUAUGUGUCUGUCAAAUCUUAUCAGCUAUUAGAUUGUGCCCUCGUUUACCAACUAGACUAAUGUAUAGCCUCAUUUAUUAGUUAAAGUUUAUGUGAGGUGUCUAUUACGUGCUGACUUUUAAACGCGAGAAUGUUGCUGAUGGGGACUUCCAAACAGGAUAUGACGCGCAUCUAUUUUCUGCUUGGAGUCAUCGCAGUGACUGUCUGUUCUGCAAUGCUUCUAGAUGGUGACACUGCAGUUCAAACUACUGGUCGAGUACAAGGCAUGUGUAGAGAUGAUACCGCCACAAAUUGUUCUUCAUUCACCUCGGCAGCGUGUCUUCAAUUUAAAGAGAAUACCGCAAGAUUAUGCCCUAAAACUUGUGGAUUCUGUCACUGUUACGACAACGACGAACACUGCCAUCAGUUUGCAGCCAACUGUGAUAGGUUUGACAUGCUUAAAGGCGGUGCGUGUAAUCUUACGUGCGGACAAUGCGGUAAUUAUGAAUGUCCUACGUGA
Messenger RNA from Dreissena polymorpha, 878 nucleotides. RefSeq lists its product as uncharacterized. The record is from RefSeq and is a predicted model, not a curated record. Lineage: Eukaryota; Metazoa; Mollusca; Bivalvia; Myida; Dreissenidae. The coding region runs from base 510 to 878 and encodes 122 amino acids. The transcript has 4 exons.